AUACGAGACGACCACCGAAGAGUAACAAAAAAAGAAGACCGAAAAACAAUAAAAACUUCAUCUGUAAGACGCGAGGCUUGGUUGAAAAAAUUAUAAAACAUAUUCAAUGUUCUCCGUUCUAUUUGCCGUGUUCAAGUGAAAACGCCUAAAUUGUUUGAAAUUUGAUCUUGGUUGAAGUGUAUAAUUGUGUGCUUGAUAUAGAAGAAGUGCCUUGAAAUGGAAGAACCCGCUUCAAUGAUGGAAACAGAAGACGCCACCAUAAAGGUGGAGGAAAUUUCGAUAUUCGAUGUGCUAGAUACGGAACCAGUGUCAACCAGCGCAAAUAAUGAUGGCCAUUUCGUUGAGCCCACAGCUAUGACAACAGCUUUACCGGAAGAUCCAAGUGUUGUGAAACCAACUACGAGCAUCGUUAAAUCGGAAACGCCGACAUCUGAAACUGCAAUGGCUGAUGGCAAAAUUGCCGGCUCCAGUUCCAGAAAUCUCACACUGCGAGAGGCAUUGGACUAUCUAGACGAGCUAAACUUGGAAGAUGAUGAUUAUCCAGCACAUGUAUACAUUCAACCACCCGAAAACGAUGGUAACGUAAGCGGUGAAGAUGGCGUUGAUGAUGACGAAAUGAGUGAUGUCUCAGACAAUGUAUGCGCAGGACAGCUGACAUCUGGUUGUGAAAUCGUACUGAACAACGGCAAUCGUAUCGAUGGCCUAACGCGGAGUGAAGAAAGUUUGAAGAUGACCGACUCUCCUGUUGAUACUCAACCCCCUCUUCUUGCGCCAACGAUUGAUUUGAGCGGUAAUUCCGUAUGGAAGACAGAUGACAGCUUUCCGUUGCAUACGAGUUUUCCUGAACCCAGCUAUGAAGAUUGUGUAAAUCUUCGACCACAUGAAUUGUUCGAGAAAUUCUUCGAUCUUGAUGUGAUCAAUCACAUCUGCGAGUGCUCUAACUUGUAUGCAGUCUAUCAUAAUCGCAAGCUGGAAAAUGCAAUAACUGUUGACGAGCUGCGUGUUGUCAUCGGGAUUUUGCUAGUUGCCGGGUAUACGGGUACGACCAGCUUUGAAAAUAUGUGGAGCGCUGAGGAUGACAUGCGGAACCUGUUGGUGUUCAACAGCAUGCGCCGAAAUCGGUUCAAUGCCAUUAUCCAAAACUUACAUUUCGAAAAAUCCUUUUAUACUCCAGUAACUGUUACUGAUAAAUUUUGGAGGCUACGGCCACUGAUCAAUAUGCUCAAUACUAAUAUGCUGAAAAAUUUUCAUGCCGAACAGAACUUAUCCUACGACGAAAGUAUGAUACCAUACUUCGCUAAGCAACGAUUUAUCCACGGGAAAUCAUUACGCUUUGGAUACAAAGCGUAUGCUCUUUGCACUCCAUCGGGAUAUUUGGUAAACUUCGAAUUGUAUCAAGAAAAAAGUCCAAGAACAAACGAUAUGUAUGAAAGGUGUUUUGGAAAAUGCGCAGCUCCUCUCUUCUAUAUGAUCGAUGAUUUGCACCCGGAAAUGCGUGACUUGCCGUUUUCUUUUUAUUUCGGCAAUUUGUUCACCGGGUUUCCGCUGUUGAUGUAUUUGAAAGACCAUGGCUACAAUGCAACUGGUACGAUUCGUGAAAACCGUAUUCUGAAAAAUUGUUCAAUUCCGAGCAAAGAACAUCUGCGGAAGAAAGCUCGCGGUCACAUCGAAUGUGGAAGAUUAGAUGGUACUGACAUUCGCUUAACUAAAUGGGUGGACAAUUCGGUGGUGUGCAUAGCGUCGACUGUAUACGGAAAGAUGCCUGUUUCAAGUGCUAAACGCUAUUCGAGAGAAGCCGGAAAAAGGAUCUUGAUUGAUCGACCAUGCGUUGUAACUGAAUACAACAAGAAUGUGUGUGGAGUCGAUCGUAUGGACCAAAAUGUAGCUCAUCUGCGAAUCAGCUACCGUGGGAAAAAGUGGUGGUUUCCUAUUUUUGCGUGGUUAAUCGACGUAUGUGUACAAAAUGCAUGGCAGCUGCAUCGACGUGUGAAUCCGACCACGACGCAAUUACAAUUCAGGCGUGAGUUGGCUGUUUGGUACUGCAAGCACUAUGGCCGUAUGCCGAAAGCACCUGGUGUAAGCGCGCUACACAUCAUAACCAAAAAACACAACAAGCUGAAGGAUAACGUACGCUUCGAUCGAACUGACCAUUUUCCGAAGUCAACCGAAAGUCGACGACGAUGUGCAGGCGAUACAUGCAAGUCUCAAACCCGCAUGGAAUGCAAAAAGUGUAAUGUUGGUCUGUGUUUAAGUUGUUUUGAAGCGUUUCAUACUGUGUCAUGAUUUCAUAUUCAUAUGACUUUUUAUGUUUUUAAUUUAUUUUCC
Molecule: messenger RNA, 2325 nt
Organism: Wyeomyia smithii (pitcher-plant mosquito)
Lineage: Eukaryota; Metazoa; Arthropoda; Insecta; Diptera; Culicidae
Product: zinc finger protein 728-like
Exons: 3
Coding region: 217-2283 (688 amino acids)
Biological process (GO): regulation of transcription by RNA polymerase II
Molecular function (GO): RNA polymerase II cis-regulatory region sequence-specific DNA binding; DNA-binding transcription factor activity
Source: RefSeq, a predicted model, not a curated record